Molecule: messenger RNA, 1425 nt
Organism: Pogoniulus pusillus (Red-fronted tinkerbird)
Lineage: Eukaryota; Metazoa; Chordata; Aves; Piciformes; Lybiidae
Product: protein lin-28 homolog B-like
Exons: 4
Coding region: 222-920 (232 amino acids)
Biological process (GO): pre-miRNA processing
Cellular component (GO): cytoplasm; nucleus
Molecular function (GO): zinc ion binding; mRNA binding
Source: RefSeq, a predicted model, not a curated record
CCGCCGGCCCCUCGGCCCCCUCGGCCCCUUCAGCGAACGGAAAGCGGGAGCCGCGGAGGGAGGCGACAGAAGCGGCAGCGAGCAGCCUGACAGGCGUUCAGCGGCUCCUGGUGCUGGGUUCGGCCUCCCCACCCCCCUUUUCGCCCCCACCCACCCCCACCCCCCUGAGUCCUGCGCCUUGGCGAGGAGAGACUAAUUGGGCUGAGAAUUUCUGUUGCGCAAUGGGAUCGGACUUAAAACAGCAAUAUCCAGCAGGGGCGAGUAAAGGUGGAGACAAGCCCGGGAUGGUGCCGGAGCAGGAAAAAGAGGAGAAAUUCCAGGUUUUGCACGGAACCGGCCAUUGCAAAUGGUACAAUUGGAGAGUGGGAUUCGGGUUCAUCACCAUGACCAACCGAGAAGGAAGCCCCUUGGAGUCUCUGGUUGAUGUCUUUGUACACCAAACCAAGAUUUACAAGGAAGGAUUUAGAAGCCUAAGAGAAGGAGAACCAGUGGAAUUUACUUUUAAGAAAUCUUCCAAAGGCCUUGAAGCAAUACGGGUAACAGGCCCUGGUGGGAGGCCCUGUUUAGGAAGUGAAAAAGAACCCACAUGGAAGACAGUACUCACAAGAAAUCCAAAGGGAGAUAGAUGCUACAACUGUGGUGUCCUCAACCACCACGCUAAAGAAUGUAGUCUACCUCCGCAGCCAAAGAAGUGCUAUCACUGUCAGAGCAUCAUGCACCUGGUGGCUAACUGCCCCCUUAAAGCAGGCUUGCUGCAGCCCACCAGUUCUCAGGGAAGACACGAAGCUGAGCCCCAGCCUUCCACUUCUGCUUUCCCGAGAGAAGGAGGAGGGAUGCACAGCUACUCCUCUAAAUCCUACUCUCGAGGGGGCAGGGCAGAGAUCUCGAAGCGCUCGGGCAGGUCGCCGCAGGAAGCUUAGGCGAGUAAGUUGUCAGUGUGGCCCGAAGAACCCAGCAGGAAGGGGCCUUCUGUUCAGAAAAGGAAAAAAAAGCAUUUCUCAUCACUUUCCUUUUUGUCCUCUCGGGAUGUCUACCUCAUGCAAGUACAGGGGAAAACUAUUUCAUUCUCAGUAGCUGACCUGGAAAUUUUGACUACUGUGGAGGAAGUGUGAAUUGUGUUUCUUUUCCUAGACAAAUCACUCUGAGCGAAGUCCGUUUGAGCAGGGUGCAUCACGUUUGACCUUCUCUGGGUGCGUGUGUGAGCAUGCACAUGCGUGUGUGUAUGUGUACACAUCUCUAAAUAGCCUCCCCCCCGACCCCCACCAGACCACUCUCCAGCUCCCACCAGACGUUACUGUGAAGCAAUAGGCACAGCAUCCACAAAGCUUUCUGAACCUCCUCCCUACAACCUGUGUCUGAAUGCAUUCAAAAAUAACGACAACAAACAAGGAAAACCCCAAGAAACCUCCCUCAGAAACACAGCUC